GGGGACUGAAAAUAUCUAAGAUAGUCAACUAUUUUUUCCCUUCGCCUCUAAGUAACUUUGACCUCCCACUCUUGAAAACGACUUUACCUGUUUUUUUAAUUAAUAAAAAAAAAAAGACCACUAAAAUCGUUUGAUGGAUUGGUAACCAAUAGGAUUGCGUAAAUCAAAAUAAUAGGAGUACUGUAACACAAUAUUAAAGUCUGAAAAAGGAAACACGAAAAGCGAAUCUGUGAUUUGCGAGUGAGGGCCCAAACUAGAAAGCUGACCUGGCAAACGCGCUAAAUCACUACUUUCCCCUUUCAGAUAUCUAAAGAUCACGUGGGACCCACCAGCCUUCACCACUUUCUCUCCUUCACCAAAAAUCACAGAGACCUCUUAAUAAGCGAAGCUGCAAGGAAACAACUUUCAAUUUCAAUGUCGGUUGUAAAAUUCUUUGUUACCAAAACGGACGAAUCAAUGGAAGAUGACGACGAAAAAGAUGAAUCCACGGUGGCGGGAACUGACCCACCCAUUUCCACCGCCUCUCUAUUCCCCAGAUUUUUUUUGAAUAUCUGACUACAGUUUGUCGGUUACUUCCUUCCCUAAACCUUUAUAAACGCUAAACCUCUCAUCUUCCCUUAACACCUUUUCUUAAUUACCAAUUCCUCUCUCACUAAACCGUUAAUUUUAUACUAUUUCAAAUGAGCCCAAAAAAAGAUGCUGUUUCUAAACCAACUCCAAUCUCAGUACCCGUUUCGACCCGACCCGGGUCUCUCUACGUCGACACUGACAUGGGUUUCUCUGGGUCACCACUUCCCAUGCCACUAGACAUCUUACAAGGGAAUCCAAUUCCACCUUUUUUAUCCAAGACUUUCGAUUUGGUUGAUGACCCGACUCUUGACCCGGUCAUCUCUUGGGGACUCACUGGAGCUAGCUUCGUUGUUUGGGAUCCUCUAGAGUUCGCCAGAAUCAUACUUCCACGGAAUUUCAAACACAACAAUUUCUCCAGCUUCGUCAGACAGCUUAACACUUAUGGAUUUCGAAAGAUUGAUACUGACAAGUGGGAAUUUGCUAACGAGGCUUUCCUUAGAGGCAAGAAGCAUCUUCUGAAGAACAUUCAUCGUCGUCGAUCACCACAAUCCAACCAAACUUGCUGCAGUAGCACCAGCCAAAGCCAAGGGUCACCUACUGAGGUUGGAGGAGAGAUUGAGAAGCUGAGGAAAGAGCGGCGUGCGUUGAUGGAGGAAAUGGUUGAGCUUCAGCAGCAAAGCAGAGGCACAGCUCGACAUGUGGACACUGUGAACCAGAGACUGAAAGCUGCAGAGCAACGUCAGAAGCAAUUGCUCUCUUUCUUGGCUAAGUUGUUUCAGAACCCGGGUUUCUUGGAACGCCUGAAGAACCUCAAAGGAAGAGAAAAAGGAGGAGCUCUUGGAUUGGAAAAGGCGAGAAAGAAGUUCAUCAAGCACCAGCAGCCUCAAGAUUCUCCAACAGGAGGGGAGAUGGUGAAGUAUGAAGCUGAUGAUUGGGAGAGAUUGCUAAUGUAUGACGAAGAGACUGAGACCACUCCACUCUCUAGCCACCAAGGGAUGACUUCAAGCAUAGGAGGAACCGAUCCGAAAGGCAAGAACUUGAUGAAUCCAUCAGAAGAAGAGAUGAUCAAACCAGAUUACUUGAUGUCCUUCCCAUCUCCUGAAGGACUUAUUAAACAAGAAGAGACGACAUGGAGUAUGGGUUUCGAUACUACAAUACCGAGUUUCAGCAACACCGAUGUAUGGGGAAACACAAUGGACUAUAAUGAUGUCUCAGAGUUUGGUCAUGUUGCAGAAACAACAAGUGAUGGUUUGCCUGAUGUCUGCUGGGAACAAUUUGCUGCAGGAAUCACAGAGACUGGAUUCAAUUGGCCAACUGGCGAUGAUGAUAAUAAGCCAAUGGAUGAUCCUUAAGAUCUUUCAUAUAGUUUAGAACAAAAACCCGUUUAUUAUCGGGUGAACUAUUAAUUCAUUAUUCAUUUUGAAUGCACUCUUAUACAUAUAUAAUAAUAAUGAGUUUGAUUGUGCCUUUCUUAUUCA
Messenger RNA from Arabidopsis lyrata subsp. lyrata, 2048 nucleotides. RefSeq names its product heat stress transcription factor A-3. NCBI's taxonomy places the organism in Eukaryota, Viridiplantae, Streptophyta, Magnoliopsida, Brassicales, Brassicaceae. Gene Ontology annotation, molecular function: DNA-binding transcription factor activity; RNA polymerase II cis-regulatory region sequence-specific DNA binding. The transcript has 2 exons. Bases 681 to 1922 code for a protein of 413 amino acids. Gene Ontology annotation, cellular component: nucleus. Gene Ontology annotation, biological process: regulation of transcription by RNA polymerase II. The record is from RefSeq and is a predicted model, not a curated record.